Cajanus cajan (pigeon pea) is the source of this 2327-nucleotide messenger RNA. Its product is annotated as beta-hexosaminidase (DUF1336). Lineage: Eukaryota; Viridiplantae; Streptophyta; Magnoliopsida; Fabales; Fabaceae. The record is from RefSeq and is a predicted model, not a curated record.
GGAAAGAGAUUUGAAAGGAUGGGGAUAGAGACUCUGACAACCAUGUAGGAUCCGAAUAGAUCGGAGAGAGUUGUGUUGGGUGCAGUUGUCAAAAUCUUUUCUGUCUCUCUCUUCAUUUUGUGUUGUUGCAUUGCAACCCUCUUCUCUUCUCUUUGUCUCUUUUGUUCCUUUCAUCUCACACGAGUUAAAGGCAGAGGAAACCAUACGUAGGAGAAGCCAAGAGAGGAAUCUUAGUUCCUUCCUGCAGGGAACGACGGUUCCUCUUUUAUGCUACCUCAGGUGUUUUUCUUCAAACUGAGGUGGUGUGUGCAGGCAAAGCUAUGUUAUGGCCUUCAUAUGAUAAUCAAUUAAUCAUAGGUGUAUUAUCGUUGUCAAUUGGUUUCAAGACGUUGAAAUCUAGGGUGCUAAUUUUUUAACUUGAGGUUUCUUUCUUCUCAGGGGGAUAAAUCAUAGGCACACUGCUUUAUCUUUUUUGUGGUGAUUCAUAAAAAAAGACAAAAUGUUGGCUGGGUUAGUGAAAAAGAUCGCCUCCACCACAAUGGGGAGUUGUGCCUCAAAUCCAAAUGGAAAGGGCAGUGGUCACAAAAGAAGAAAACACAAAUCUGGCAAACGCAGAGGAAACAUUGCCACUGCACUUCCUGAAAUGCCUUUGAAAAGGGUUAGCAAUGCUGGAAGCUGUGUGGGAGACUUUACUCUUAGUGACUUUGUUCACCUGGACUUUGAGAAUGGAGCUUCAGCCCCCUGCAGAAGAUCAGAGGUUUCAAACAUGAAGUUUCAUCUCACACAGCUUCAAUACCAUAGCCAUGGUCAAAUUGAUGCAAAUGGAAAAUACCAAGAAGAAGCAUGGUUUGACUCACUUAGCAUUAUAGAAUCUGAUUCAGAUGAUGAAUUCAGCAGUGUGCAUGGAGAUUGUUUUCCCUUUGGGACCAAUGCUUUGGGAAGUGGCCCAAAUACUCAGUUACUCCAAUAUGAAAGUGCAUCUUUUGUAGAUUCAGGGUGUAAAUAUGAGGGAUUUUAUGAAAGCUAUGUCAAAAUAGAUGGAGGUAACUGUAAGAAUGGGGACAAAACUCAAGAAAACAACACAAAACAAUCAACUGUUAUCAUGCUUUCUGUAAAAAGGACAUCAAUUGAUGAAUAUGACAAGACUGGAAAAUGUGCAUCUGAGAAAUUUCUUUAUCGUCCUGUUGCUGGGCUUCAAAUUCCAGCUGCAACUGAAGAAAAGCCAUCACCUGGUUCAUGGUCUGUGAUUUCACCUUCAAUGUUUAAGCUUCGUGGUGAAAACUUUUUCAGAGAUAAGCAAAAGAGCCCUGCUCCAGAUACAUGUGCUUACAUACCAAUAGGUGUAGAUUUAUUUGCCUGUCCAAGGAAGAUAAAUCACAUUGCUAAGUAUCUUGAACUUCCAAUUGUCAAAGAACAUGAGAGUGUACCUUCCCUCCUCAUUGUUAACAUACAGUUGCCAACAUAUGCUGCUAGCAUGUUCCUUGGUGAUGCCAAUGGAGAAGGCUUGAGUCUUGUACUGUAUUUUAAAUUGUCUGAGAAUUUUGAGAAAGAGAUCUCACCAAAAUUUCAGGAUAUGAUCAAGAGAUUAAUGGAUGAUGAGAUGGAAAAGGUGAGAGGAUAUACAAAGGAAAGCAUGGUUCCCUACAGGGAGAGGCUAAAGAUUUUGGCAGGGGUAGUUAAUCCAGAUGACCUUCAUCUGAAUUCUACAGAGAAGAAGCUUAUCAAUGCCUACAAUGGCAAGCCAGUGCUUUCACGUCCUCAACACGAAUUCUUUAGGGGACCUAACUACUUUGAGAUAGAUUUGGAUAUUCAUCGCUUUAGCUAUAUAUCGAGGAAAGGACUUGAUUCACUCCGAGAUCGUGUAAAGCAUGGAAUUCUUGAUGUUGGCCUAACUAUCCAGGCACAAAAGCAAGAGGAACUUCCAGAGGAAGUGUUGUGUUGCUUAAGGUUGAAUAAAAUUGAUUUUGUUAACCAUGGCCAAAUUCCUUCCCUAGUGACCCUUGAUGAUAAUUGACAAAAAAUGGAAAAAGGUUGAUUGAUAUUAUGAAGGAAUGGGGGUGCCAAAUCAAAUUUAACCACCAGGAAAAAAAUAAAUAAAAGGAGGAACAGAAGCACAUUUGAGGAAAUGUGAGCUUCUCUGAUAUGCAAGAUCAAUUUUUUAUUAUUAUUAAUUUUAUUAUGUGAUGAUGCUAUUGAAGUCCUAUAUGUUACUUUGCAUGACAAUUAUGUUCCUCCUUGUGUUGUGAGGACGACUAAUUGAAAAGGUUACAAUUGAGAAAGAGAUACCUUGAAAUGUUAAAUACCCAACAAAUUGGGACAUUCUUUUA